UAUCAUAUAAAAACUCUGCUACACGAAUAAGGGUACGAUUUUUAUUUUUCCUUAGUUAUAUAUUUUUACCUAACAAAGUAUCGGUUAUUAUCCUUACCUUGUCAUAAAAAAUACCUGUCAAAGUAUCGGUAUAUCGAUUGUUUUACCUUUUAUCGUCAAUUGUAUUCGGGCAGUCACUUCAUUAGAAGUUUAACAUUCGUAUUCCCUUUAAACAUGCAGUCAAAUUGUAAUAAGUCAGACUGAAGAUAUAUUUUGCGAGCUUACGAAUACUGUAUUUUGCCUGGAUUUUAACUAUGGAGAAUCGUGAAAUUGAUAACCGUGAAACUGAGAACAGUGAAAAUAGUAAAAAUCGUGAUUCUGAAAAAAGGAAGCGUGGAACAUGUUCGGAAAACAGGAUGGGUGAAAAAGGUUCAGAUAAAAUAAUGCGCGAAACGGGUUCGAUGUAUAAAAUAAUCAAAAAUAUGAACAAGCGAUACGAAGCAGAAACGUUUGACGAUAGUAGCAGCAGUAGAUCCGAUGACCUACAGAGCCAAAAUAUGGCAUCGCCGGAUGCAGAGAUCCCUAGUGUUUCAAAUAUUCCGUCAACAAGUGACCAAGAAUGUAUCAGCUACCCAGUUGAAGAGCAGAUCGUUGAAGAAGAAUACAUUGGUGAUUGGAUAAUUUUCGACGAGUGUGACAAUAUAGAAAGUUAUGAAAAUAUAGACGACACCGAAAACAUAGAAGAGAUAGGCUCCGAUAGUGCACAGCAAACCGUACCAACUAACAGUGAGGCGAUGGCGGAACGACUCAGAAUUUGGGCUUUGAAAACGUAUCAGACGCAUACGGCUCUCAACGGACUGUCAGAAAUAUUACGCGAUACAACCAGUUAUAAGCUGCCCAAAGAUGCACGAACACUGCUUAGAACAAAGCAAUGUGGACGAGAAAUAAAGCAAAUAGCAGGAGGAGAAUUUUGGUAUCCAGGAAUAAAAGCAGCUCUUGUGAAACAAUUUGGUAAUAUUCAACCAAGAGUCAACAAAUUUUCAUUAAACUUCUCCAUCGAUGGACUGCCAUUACACAAAAGUUCUCGUAAGCAGUUUUGGCCAAUAUUAAUGAGCAUUGAAGAGAUGCCCGAGGUUCCAGUAUUAAUGGUUGGAAAUUUUUUGGGAGAAUCAAAACCCGCAAGCCUGAAGGAAUACCUUGAACUUCUAGUAAAUGAGCUCAACGAAUUAAUGGAGACUGGCAUUGUAAUAGCCAAUAAGCUGAUCACAGUACGCGUUUGGGCUUUCAUCGCUGACUCACCUGCACGAGCUUUUAUUAAAGGAGUAGCAUACUUCAAUCACAAAAAUGGUUGCCAGAAAUGUACCGUUGAAGGAAAAUUCAACAAAACUGCAAGAGUGAUGUGUUUUCCCGACAUAGACGCACCGCCGAGAACGCACGAAAACUUUAGGAACUGUAACUACGGCCAACAUCACAGGCAAACAACGCCACUUAUUAAGCUUCGCCAUUUCGAUAUCAUCAAGAAUGUUAUUAUUGCAGAUCUGUUGCAUCUGAUUGACUUCGGAGUUACACGAACGUCAAUAAACGGCUGGAAAUCCGGCAAGUUAGGUAGUGGUCCGAAAUGGAGUAAAGAAACAAUUGAUAGGAACAAUAACAUUCUUGACAAGGUGGAAAUUCCUGUAGAGUUUCACCGCAAAUUGCGUAGUAUUGAAGAUACCGGUUUUUGGAAAGCCAGUGAAUUCAAUAUGUUUUUGAACUAUGCUGGUUUCAUAGUGUUGAAGGAGGUGUUAACAAAAGAACAGUAUGAACAUUUCAUGUUAUACUUUAGUGCGAUAAGACUUUUCUCUUCUGAUUCUUACAAAGAACAUUGGCCAGCUGCACAUAUUAUGCUUAAACAGUUUGUUGUACAGUAUGGUACUAUUUACGGGGAACAUCGGAUAACCAGUAAUGUGCAUAAUUUAUUCCAUGUUUUCGAAGAUGUGAACAAAUUUGGACCACUUCCUAAAUUUUCUUCGUAUCGCUAUUAAGCUAAAUUACAUGAUGUGGGUAAAACCCUACGAAAUGGACAUAAGGUUUUGGUGCAAACGGCGAACAGGAUAUCUGAACAGAUUCCAACACGCUCGUCAAGCAGUGAACAUUCACCUUUUCCUUACAUUGAAUCUAAAAGUAAUGGUGUAGUUGCACACGUUAAUUCGAUUAUUACUCUUUAUCCCAGUAAGCAAUCCAAUUGGUUUUUAACUCACGAUGAUUAUAUAGUUCAAUAUACCAGUGCAAAAAUGGAAGGAUCAGUUAUGUACAUUAGCGGCAAGGCUUUUAGUGAAAUAGAUGAAAGUACCACAUACCACUCCUCUAGGUGGAUGAUAGAUAUGUUUGAAGCGAACAUGUGCCAUCUUUCCACAAAUGAAAUGGUAUUUUUACAAUCAGAUAUAAAAUGUAAAAUGGUAGCAAUUAAUAUAAGUGAUAAUAGAUUAAUGUUUGUACCUAUGCUCCAUACUUUAUUGUAAAAACAUAAAUAAAUAACUAUUUAUAACUAUUUAUUGUUCAGCUAACCUUUGUUUUGAUAUUUAACUAGAAGGGAGAUUUUUUCUGAUCAGAUGCCGCAAUCUCAAUGCCACUCUCAUAUACACCACCUAAAGUGGAUAUCACCUUGUGGUAUAGAGUAAAUAGACAAAGCUUAUUUGUAUGUAUAUUAAAUUAGAAUUAGAUUAGUUUAGUGCAGGACGAAUGAGGAAGCAGCGAUCGGAUGCGCCGAUCGCUCGGCCACUUCUCUCGCAACCAUUGGCCAGUUCGGAUCAAUAAAGCAUAAAGCAAUAAUAAAGUAAUAAAGUUAAGCUCGAACCCAAAAGCUUACACGCAUUAUGAUAUGAAAAAUUAAACAGAUUUUGGUUUGUUUGAUAAUUUUAUUUCU
Messenger RNA from Anopheles gambiae (African malaria mosquito), 2884 nucleotides. RefSeq lists its product as uncharacterized. The record is from RefSeq and is a predicted model, not a curated record. NCBI's taxonomy places the organism in Eukaryota, Metazoa, Arthropoda, Insecta, Diptera, Culicidae. The transcript is spliced from 2 exons. The coding region runs from base 294 to 2003 and encodes 569 amino acids.